AUGAAUGCAACUGAUGAACACAAUGAGGAACCAACUGGAGAAAAGUUGGUGUGUCAGAUCAUGGCAGCAGAAGGAGUAAUUGGUGUCUUAGGGAACAUAUUAGUGUGCUACGUCAUCUUGCGUGUCAAAUUCUUACACAACAUAACGAACUACCUGCUGGUGAAUUUAGCUGUUGCUGAUAUGCUGCUGUGUUUUCAAGUAUUCCUAUAUUAUUCAAUAUCAGACUGUAAGCUUAUUGCUUUUGCUCCAGUAAGCAAAGGCGUGAGAGACUUGUUCUGCCGACUUCUAGCAUCAAAGUUCUUGGCGUUUGCAUUGACCUAUGCCUCUGCCUACAAUCUCUGUGUGGUUACAUUAGAGAGGUACAUUGCCAUAGUACACCCUCUACACUACGCGAGGAAACUCACAACAGCACGGAUGGUUACUUUAAUUAUUAUGGUUUGGGUGACAUCAUUUGUUGUGCAUAUAACUUUGCUUUUUACAGUCGAGCCCAUCGAUGCUCCCAACAAGAUUUGCUCAUUCAAAUAUCCUCACCAGGUAUUUCCAAUUCUAGUCAGCAUAUAUUCAUUUUUCUUGGGAUAUUUGCUGCCCCUAUCAUUUAUGAGUUUGGCUUACUAUAAGAUGCAGGUCACUCUCAAAAGACAAGCAAAAGCCCUGAACCUGCAACAUGCAAGGGCAGCAGCCUAUGAUCUUGUGAUUGCUAGACAGAACCUGAUCAGCAUGCUUAAAACUGUCUUGGGAGCUCUCAUUGUUUUAUGGACACUGGAUUAUGUAGUUACCCUUCCCUGCUUACAUCGAACAGACGAGGCUCAGUUCUCGUUCUGUGGAUCCAAGCCUUACCACUAUGCCAGAGUUUUUGCUAAUUUACUAUUUAAUUUCAAUUCAGUCAUUAAUCCUAUCAUCUAUGAGUUUAAAUACAAGAAGUUCAAGCAAGGUUUUAAGCUAGCAUUUUGCAGAUGCUUUAAAAGGCAUAACGGUAACAGAGUCGGCGUUGACAUAGCACCAUUAUGA
Molecule: messenger RNA, 1008 nt
Organism: Patiria miniata (bat star)
Lineage: Eukaryota; Metazoa; Echinodermata; Asteroidea; Valvatida; Asterinidae
Product: neuromedin-U receptor 2-like
Exons: 1
Coding region: 1-1008 (335 amino acids)
Biological process (GO): G protein-coupled receptor signaling pathway
Cellular component (GO): membrane
Molecular function (GO): G protein-coupled receptor activity
Source: RefSeq, a predicted model, not a curated record